Trichomonas vaginalis G3 is the source of this 771-nucleotide messenger RNA. RefSeq names its product RNA Cap, translation initiation factor Eif4e domain-containing protein. NCBI's taxonomy places the organism in Eukaryota, Parabasalia, Trichomonadida, Trichomonadidae. The record is from RefSeq and is a predicted model, not a curated record. Gene Ontology annotation, biological process: translational initiation. Gene Ontology annotation, molecular function: RNA binding; translation initiation factor activity. Bases 1 to 771 code for a protein of 256 amino acids. The transcript has a single exon.
AUGAGUGAUAAACCAUAUUAUAAGUUCAGAAUUAAAGAAAAUAGAGUAUCUACUACUGACACAAACUCGACAUCCGAUCGAACAAAUAGUAAUUCAAAGAAUUCUAACUCAAGUUCUCUUACAGAAAUUAUUGAAGACAUUGAAAAGUUCCAAAAGGUAAUUACGUCCACAGAAGCUAAAGACCAAUUGACUAGAUAUAACAUUCAGGCCUCUCUUUUCUAUCAAGAAAUCGAUACAGAUAAAAAUUCACCAGAUAAUCGCUUUGGUGGCUAUUUCAAUAUAUCAACAGACUUAAAAUACGUGACAUUUCGAAUUUUUGUAUAUUUGAUACUCAAAUGGAUGAAAGGAGAACUCAGUUUUUCCGAUAAAAUUAAUGGAAUUAUUUUUAAUGCAAAAAAGCAAGUCGCAUAUUGCCAAGUUUGGGUAAAUGAUGGAUUUAAAUACGAUGUAUUGCAUACCAGAUAUGAGGAAUUGGCCGAAAUUAUCAUGGGCAAACUUUAUGUUCCUCAUAAUCCGAAAAAUUCAUCAGCAAAGAACGAAGGAUCGAACUACUUAUAUUCAUUAGAAUUCUUCCCACAUCAAAACUACAGAGAUACAUCUCCAUCAAAGACCUAUGGAUACAAAGUUAAACCAUUUGGCCAAAUAAUGGAAGAAGUCUCUCCAGACAUUUUACAGAUACCUAAAGAAGCAAAAUUUAACAUGGGUGUUGCAACAACCCAUAAGAUUUUGUGGUCUUUACGUAGAGAAAAACAAAGUUCAAAUCCAAAAUAA